UAAUCAUUUAAAAUAACACUCAUCACGAUCUGCUGCCUACGCCUAAUAGUGCUUCCCACUCAUCGUGUAUUAUUAUGACAAAUGGUAGAUGAUCACUUCUCACAAUGGUGCUCGUUUAGUAAAGUUAGAUCAAAGCUUAAUCAAUGUCUCGCAAGAUGACAUGACGAUAACAUAACGGAAGCGAAUAUAAUAGCAUAGUAUAGUAGGCCUAUAACGUUACCGUUCAACUCUGUUACGUCUAAAGUCCUCAUUUCUAAUGAGAUUUUUUAGCUGAAACUGAAUAACCAUCUAAUGAGAUGGUUAACUGAAACUGAAUAGUAAAACAAAAACAAAAAAACAUUAUUGCGCCAAAACUCAGCAGAGCCACGAGGCAGGAUAUAUGUUGAUUGAAACAAAAUACAGAGGACCGAAUGGACGUUCAAAUUGACCCAGGACACAACCUAACGGACCGGGAAGACUUGGACGCCGGAAUACAAGCCCCUUGUUCAUCUAACGGCAGUGGCGGGGAGGAGGAUGAGUCGGAGGCCAUUGAUCGGGAAAGAGAAGCCGGGGGCUCGAUUCCUCAGCGCAACGGGGAAGGAGUGUUGUUGGGCAGGGAGCAAGAGGUGUCGGUCGAAAUCGGAGAGACGUAUUUAUGUCAGCGAGCCGACAAGACAUGGCAUUCUGCUGAGGUUAUCCAGUCCCGGCUGAACGAACAGGAGGGCAGAGAGGAGUUCUACGUACACUAUGUUGGAUUUAACAGACGUCUGGAUGAGUGGGUGGGCAAGGCUCGCCUGGCACUGACCAAGACGGCGAAGGACGCAGUGACAAAAAUCGCUGAGGGUGGAGGAGGGGGCGAGCUGGGGGAGCAGCCCGAGAGGAAGAUCACCCGCAACCAGAAACGCAAACAUGAUGAGAUCAACCACGUGCAGAAGACGUAUGCAGAGAUGGACCCCACCACAGCUGCCCUGGAGAAGGAGCAUGAGGCGAUUACUAAAGUGAAGUACGUGGACAAGAUCCAGAUUGGUAACUUUGAGAUUGACGCCUGGUACUUCUCCCCAUUCCCAGAGGACUACGGCAAACAGCCCAAGCUGUGGAUCUGCGAGUACUGCCUCAAGUACAUGAAGUACGAGAAGACCUUCAGAUACCACCUGUCCCAAUGUCAGUGGAGGCAGCCUCCUGGGAAAGAGAUCUACAGGCGGAGCAACAUCUCUGUAUACGAAGUGGACGGUCGCGACCACAAGAUCUACUGUCAGAACCUGUGUCUACUGGCCAAGCUCUUCCUGGACCACAAGACGCUGUACUUUGACGUGGAGCCUUUUGUCUUUUACAUCCUGACUGAAGUCAACAGGCAGGGAGCACACAUAGUGGGAUACUUCUCCAAAGAGAAAGAGUCGCCAGAUGGGAAUAACGUGGCGUGUAUCCUCACCCUCCCACCCUACCAGCGCAGAGGAUACGGAAAGUUCCUCAUAGCCUUCAGUUAUGAGCUGUCUAAAUUGGAGAGUACAGUAGGUUCUCCAGAGAAGCCCCUGUCAGACCUGGGCAAGCUGAGCUACAGGAGCUACUGGUCCUGGGUGCUGCUGGAGAUCCUCAGGGACUUCAGGGGUACGCUCUCCAUCAAGGACCUCAGUCAAAUGACCAGUAUUACCCAGGGUGACAUCAUCAGUACGCUACAGUCCCUCAACAUGGUGAAAUACUGGAAGGGCCAGCAUGUCAUAUGUGUCACUCCCAAACUGGUUGAGGAACACCUCAAGAGCGCCCAGUACAAGAAGCCGCCAAUCACAGUUGACACCGUGUGUCUGAAGUGGGCCCCGCCCAAACAUAAGCAAGCCAAGUUCUCCAAGAAGUGAGGGGAGGUGCUACUGACAUCAUGCCAGACCACCCAACCUAUGGUACUCGUUCUCAAAGUGCCUCCUUCCCUCCCCUUGUUCUUUGUCCCCAGUUUAAGCUAUUUGUUGUAAAGAGGAACCAACAUGUACAUCACUAGCUUCUUUCAGUUUUUUCUUUUUUUUUUAAAUAAACAAGAAUAGUGAUAUUCA
Molecule: messenger RNA, 2018 nt
Organism: Oncorhynchus keta (chum salmon)
Lineage: Eukaryota; Metazoa; Chordata; Actinopteri; Salmoniformes; Salmonidae
Gene: kat8
Product: K(lysine) acetyltransferase 8
Exons: 12
Coding region: 411-1829 (472 amino acids)
Biological process (GO): regulation of DNA-templated transcription
Molecular function (GO): histone acetyltransferase activity
Source: RefSeq, a predicted model, not a curated record